Messenger RNA from Strongylus vulgaris, 702 nucleotides. The record is from the annotation of a GenBank genome assembly. NCBI's taxonomy places the organism in Eukaryota, Metazoa, Nematoda, Chromadorea, Rhabditida, Strongylidae.
AUGCAUCACAAAGCAGCUACUGGCGAGGAGGUACCACAAUCAUUACUUCUUACCAGCCGUCAGCAGUACAACCUCCCAGACGAUGCAAUUGUUUUCUGCAAUUUCAACCAGUUGUAUAAGAUUGAUCCCCCUACGCUGGACAUGUGGAUUGAAAUCUUGAAACGCGUUCCUAGAAGUGUUUUAUGGUUGCUUCGCUUUCCAUUUCAUGGCGAACCAAAUGUGCAGAAGUAUUGCUCCGAAAGGGACAUUGAUCCAAAACGGGUUGUGUUCAGCCACGUUGCGGCUAAGGAAGAGCAUGUUAGGCGAGGACAAUUGGCUGAUGUAUGCUUGGAUACACCUUUGUGCAAUGGUCAUACUACGGGAAUGGAUAUUCUAUGGACGGGAACUCCUAUGGUUACGAUGCCAUUGGAAACUCUUGCAUCUCGUGUUGCUUCAUCUCAGUUAUACGCUCUUGGCGUGCCUGAGCUCGUGGCUAAAAGCAGAGAAGACUAUAUCAACAUAGCAGUUAAGCUUGGCACAGAUAAGAAUUAUCUGUCAGCUAUCCGUGCAAAAGUUUGGAAAGCUCGUACCACGUCAACGCUGUUUAAUGUAAAGCAGUACUGCACAGACAUGGAGUCACUGUUGCAUCUGAUGUGGCGACGAUAUGAGGAGGGUCGCCCUGUUGAUCAUCUUACGCAGGGAUCCGCACAAGUAGAUUUCUAA